Messenger RNA from Porites lobata, 33182 nucleotides. The record is from the annotation of a GenBank genome assembly. NCBI's taxonomy places the organism in Eukaryota, Metazoa, Cnidaria, Anthozoa, Scleractinia, Poritidae.
CAGGUAAACCAUGAAGGCUACGUUUUACGAAGUCUUGUUGUUGGCAGUCUGUAUUUAUUGUGGCUCCAGUCAGAAUUUAAAACGAUGCUACGAUAGUUGUUCCUCAAAGGUAAAUUAAGGCAAAGUUACGUUAGUUAACUUAAUUAAUACUUGUUGUUUCCGUAAUAUGUAAAUUUUAUAAUAACAAAGUGAAACAGAAAGAUCUGAGCUUACGUGAGCUCGGUCAAAACGAGAAGUUUACCCGAUAACGUGCUCCAGUAUGUGGAAGUAUAUUGUUAGUAUGCUUUUCGUCGGUAAAAAUGGCACCAGAUAAAUUGCUGUAUAUGUUUCAAAACCGCCCUGAAUCCUUGCACGCAUAUAAAUGAAGGUUGUUUUAUAUAUUUCAACUAUGAUACUUUUAGAUAUUGGUGUAAGAACAGUGUUUUAAGGAAGUUUCGUGAAACGGUGCAAUAUCGUGACUUACACUAAAGUGAAAUCGAUUUCAAAUGUAACCGGCAACCGCCGGGCAAAAACAUUAAGCUUGGUCAGAUACUUGCUGUUCAAUUGCAGCUUCUUAUAAUCUCAUAUAAAAUUAUUUAUGUCAUUAAAAGUUUUAAAUUAUGCAAACAACAUUGAAUGAAUGGGUCUGGACACGUUCAAUUCAUGGAGUUCAAUUUACGCAAGAACCAAAAGAAAAAAUGAUCGAUCGUGAACUUGGAGUUGCGUUGUAUUUUCUUUUUAUUCAGACCGCUGCUCCCGUUCAUCUGUUUCCGUAAACACUGGUUCUUUUCAGGAAAGAGACCCUCUUCCCUUUCAACAUUCAUAUGAUGCGUGUGAAUAAUAAUUAUAUGAAAGGAAUUUAAAUGUAAACGAUUACUAAGCCUUAGCAGUUGUGUUAUUUUAAAUGUUUGCCGUAGAUGCACCCUAAAUUUCUUUUAAAAAUUCCAUGAGACGUACGAUCGCGUGUAAUCUUUACAAUUGGGUUUUUCAGUCCGUUUUAAUUAACAGAAUAAUAAUUUUGUCUAUUCAAACACAAAUUUCGCGGAAAAUUUCCUGUUUUACGAGUAUGCCCUGAAAUGAUCAGAACAUUUGAGCUCUUUCUAUAUCGAUCUUCACUCGGAAGCGGUUUGGUCAUAAAACCUCCAAAUUGUUUUUCAAAGACGAAAAAAUCACGUGAAAAUUUAAAAUCAAUAAAUUUGCUACAAAAUAUCAAAAAUGGGAAAAAUGGGCUAAGGAAGACAAAAUAUAACAAAAUAUAACACUUUGUUGUUAUAACUUGCAAGCUAUACAUACACUACAAUAUAUACUACCUGUAAAAUUUUAAAAAGAUAGCCGUUUAGAAGUAAUGACGUUUACUAAAUCAAAAGAACAAAUCUAAACCUCUCAACUUCCGCUUUCGAUCGGGAAGGAUAAAAGAGCUUGUUAUAAAGACGCCUGGUUUCAUUAUGUUGAAAAGUGGAACCAAGGAACGCGGUAUAACGAUCUUCUCGAUAAGUAACGAAGACCUCGGUAUAACGAAUGAUAUUCUUCGAUAUUUUGUGGCCGAUUGUAGCUAAAAAAAUCUAUCCCAGCAUGCUCAAGUUAAACGCUACUGAUUUUUGUCACAUUUUAUUAGGUAUUCAAAACAUCAAUGUAAAAUUAAGAGCGACAUACAGUCAACUCCCUUUAUAGCGGCCAACCACGAGACCUCGAGUUAGUCUGGUUAGUGGCCUCAUUAGCGAGAGUCCGUAAUAGCUGGAGUUUAUUUCAGUCAAACGCUUGUAAAUUAUUAUUUGCCUGGAAUUUAGUUGUUGUCCGUAUUAUCGCAAGAAGAGAGUUGACUUUAAAUGAAAAUAAGCUCAGUGAUAUUUUGUGACUAAUCAUAUUGUUAAACUGCUUCAGAUUCCAGAUUUCCAGAUGUGUAAUGAAACCUGUGAUCAGUUAGCUACCUUGGCAAGUAAGUAAAAGGGACUCCUUGGCAACAGAAGAAAGUGGCUGUUUUAGAGAGGUCUAAACAAGUGUCAAUGUAUGGAAUUUCUGCCAAAAAUUGGCCGCUGUAGAAAGGUGGCCGUAUGGAGGUUCAACUGUAUAUUGGCUUUCUGUCCUGACAGAAGAAGCGACCACAAACUGCAAUUUUCACUCAUGAGCGAGACGAAAAGCACCCCUGUCACUUUUAUGUAGGAAUUUCCCCUUGGGGGGAUGGAGGGUACUUCCUCAUAAGAGAUGUGCCGCUGGAUGGGGUCGCAUUUUCACGACUGGAUUGAUUAUAAUGGGGUCGCAUUUUCAAUAGAGUUACUAGAAUGGGGUCGCACAUUUCCGGAUUUUGUGGGGUAAGACAGUUCUUCAUAAUUACGGUAAACAAAAUUACCAGAAUGUUUGUACUGUAGAUGAAAAGUAAAGUGUUCUUCAUUCAACUUAAAAAAUGAGUCAAUUCGUAAAAAUAGAAAGUGGCUAAGUUGGGACCACGAAAAUUACCUAUUUGCCAAAAGGGACUAAGAUGGGGUCUAUAAUUGGCCACAGAAUAGAGUAUAAUGAGGUAGGGGCUCUGAGAGGCCAGCGGCACAUACUCAACAAAACUUACUGGCCAAGAACCCCCCACCGGGGUAUUCCCCCUGGGCGAAUAAAAAUGCUUUUCCCACACAUAGGAGUUGCUUCAAAGGUUUCACUGUGUGAUUUUAAGACUUUCUGGCUUGAAAAUGACAGUAAUUUAAGAGUGAUUUUCUGUAAAAUUCGAACUUCGGCCUGACACGGUACCUCAUCGAUUUGGCUGAUUUUUGGCAUGUAGUCUUAGAAUGGUGUCCUAAAUACUGAAUGCAUAUUCUAAGGUUCGAAUUCUCGUUGGUUUCAAAGAUACAGGAAUGACAGUUUUGACGAGGCCUCGAGCGGCCGCCAUGUUGGUGAGCUGAAGGAGAUUUACAGUAAUUAAUUCUAGCCUUAUCAUUAAAAUAACUUAAUCGUGACUCAUACAGUUGCAAAGAACUAUCCUUCCUCCUUUCAUUUACCUACUCUUAUCUGAAAAUGGUUAAGCCUGAGCUACGAACGGCUAUAACUUCUCACAGCACUUUUUCGGUACUUAAACGGUACACAAAUUUGGUAGAAAUUGGAAGGCCAAUAUCACCCAUGCCACAUCGAUUUAGACUAAGCCAUUUUAACUAAACAUAGUUUGUUUAUAGCUAAGUUAGAUUGUUGAAUAACAUAAUUGGGCAAAUGCAACGGAACAGAAAUAUGAUUGCAUGAAUGCGCAGUGGUUCAGCCACUUGGCCGCUAAAACUUCAAAACAAAAUUCGGUGAAUAUUUGAAAAGAAAAUUCUUUAAAAAUUGAUCGUGCCUCUUAAACCCUAUCUAUCGCUUAAAAAACCCUCCCUUGAAAUGUAAACAGGUGAUCUUUUGAUUCUGAUCUUGCGAAGAGCUUGAAAUAUGCGCUAAAAUGAAAAUUAUAAAUUUUGUUACACACGGUACUAGCUCAAGUUCGCUCUUCGAUUUCCCAGACCAAUCGGGAGCCGCUCGUUUACUGCACAGUUACAAUUUUCUCUGUAGUAUUUCGCUGUAUACAGCUACAAAUUACAUAUUUUGUUAGGCAAAGAUAACGCAAACGUUGUCAAUUUUAAUCAAAAGGCUAGAAAAACCAACCGUGCACUGUAGCUUUAUGCAAAUUGUAUGGUAUUCGAUAAUUACACGUGUAAACAGGAACCUACCUUUGCUAAUGUACACUGUUUGGCAGAUCUUUCCAGCGUAAGAUAUAAAACUAGUACAUGAAAUGAAAUUAAAGAACUCAUCAAGUCAAAUUACCUGAUCGUACCGUCAUUACUGAAUAAUAAGUCCGCAAAAUAUGACAUGGAAUGAUCGGUGGGAGACGAAGCUAUUUUUAGGAGGACAACGAACUGCACGCUGGAACGAAACUGAAAUGAACAACCUCAAUCAAGUUCAGUCUUCUUUACGCGAUUAAACGUUUCCCCCGAAUUUGAACAGGAAGUUGUUUUCUAUUUUCUUUCUCAUUCUUGCAUGUAUUCUGCAGUUCGCCCACUAUUUUUUCGUAACUUUUAAUUUUCUAGCUAACUGGAACUGUUUAGAACUAACAACCCCCCUCCCCCCUCCCCCUCUUUGAGUGAACUUUCAUUCGGUCUGAUUCACAAUAAUUUUCGAACGGUGACAAAGUGAUAUUUGAAAUGACAUUUUAUUUAAUAUUUUUAAAAGCUCCUUCUUUUUUUCCCGAUAGCCAGGAAUGUUUUGAACGUAAAGGCUCAAGUGGCGGUGUUUUUCACGACUCUGCUUGUAGACUGACCUCACCACCAGUACCACGGACAUAAAAUCUGAUCGGAGGGGGUCAUACAGUAACUGAUGGGUCUCUGAAAAGCGAAAUGCAGUCACGUGGGGCGAGUAGGCUAUAUAGAUGAUGAACUCAUUGUUUAUAACCCCAUAACCGUAUCCCAAAAGUCGAGCCAGCCCGGGGCGAGCGAACACAGUUUUGGGGCCACUGGCCACGCCCUUAUGUUUAGCGGGAAAUUGGUUGAUUAGUCAAAUCUCCUUAACUCCAUGACCAUGCACCUUUCCAAAUAUAGCCCUUCUUAUCAUCAUAUAGUUAGGGCCUCCCGUAAGCAUUUGCAACUAUUUUGAUUUGUAGAAGACUGUUUAACAGUUUUCAUUACUUUAAUGUCUCGUAAACAACACGAGGUACAUGUUCUGAUCUCUCCCCCCACCCUUCCCCUAUCCAUAACAAAAAAUUUUCAGACCAACACUGAAUUGCAUGAAGUAUGUACAAAACUAUGACCGUCUCGAGGCAAGGUUCAUCACUGUAACUUACCACAUAAAAGCCUUUUCGUUGUUUGCCAUCGACUGAUUCUGUUCUGAAUACUAAGGUCCCAUAAACAACGCCACGUUUAGAAAGAGCCCGCCCUUUUCAAUCCAAGAAAACCCAAGUAGCGAUUUCACCAACGGACAUAAGCCGUAAGAAAAGGACCGCGUCAAAUAGUUCAUGAAAUCACAAACGCCUCAUGACACCUUUAAUUCACUCUUUCUUCGAUAAACUAAUUUUUAAUUUUUUAAGCAUAAAUGACAUCAGAAUGCGCGAUUAUGAGCAUUGUAGCUUAUGAAAAGAAAAUUUAACACCUGAUGCACAUGAAAGCGUCUAAGAAGGGGACUAGGGGGAAUUAGGAACAUUGUGCUUACCCCUGCAAAAAUAUUGGCUAGUUCUUUGAAUAGACUCAAUUAAAGCCGUUUUUGUUCAGUAAGGAGCUGUUAGUUGGGGGGAAAGCUACAUAAAGUAGAUCGCAUCAGAAUACGGCAUAGGACUAGGCUCUCAAAAUCGAUAAGCUGAAUGCAAGACCAAUUAUUAUGUAAAACAGAGAAAAAUUCCUUGAGGGAAAAAAAUUAUGGCUAGGGAAAAGACCCGAAGGUGGAAAGUUAGGAUGGUAGCUUCUUUUCAGGUAAUCGAUCAUUUACGUUAACUUCCGCUAUCCGACGGGCAUAUCGGAAAGACUGAAUGGAUGAGAGUAUAACACAUUCAAGAAGAAACAAAUUUGUGAUUUUUCACAACUCAAUAAAACAACUAAAAUUGUGUACUACUCGGUUAUACAAGAUUUUCGUUUUCAAUUUCAGAUUUUUACGAUGGGUCAUUAGCCCCCGUACUCACUAGACACUACUUUACAAUCAUCGUGUUAAAAUCAGUGAAAUACUCCAAAACAAUUUGGAUUCCUACCCUUAUACCUUUAUUAAAAAUUAAAGUUGGGAAGUUUGUUGUCUUCUAAAAGUAGUUUGAACAGCCGAACGACAUUUUUUUACACGGAGUGGGGAAGGCAAAGCUUCACUUAUCUCUUCUAAGGUAGAAAGUGUCAGCAAAACGUGAGAGUCGUCCUUGAGGGUAAAGUGUCUAACCUAAUUUUCUCAUCGAUUGCAAGUGCCAUUUCAUCCACGCAUAACCUCACCUAGUUAACAGAAUUAGCAAAUGUAGUGGGGAAACGUUGCGAGAGAACUGAGUAAGAUGUAAGGGUAAGUUUUGGAAAUUUUCCGCACACCUGGAAAGUCCUGGCUACGCUCCUGAUAGAGACUUUUGCUGGAGAGAAAUUGAAACAUGUUCGCUAAUAUAGUGACGACCAGAAAGGACAAGCCAUAGGAUAGAUCCAGAAAACCACCCAUUAAAAUAGAUCACAAAGUUGUCGCGGCGGAGGAUGAACUUGAAGGUAUCUGAUGAAUUGCAGUUUUUCAAGGGGAGCCCAGACAAGAUUAUGUACGAUGGGCACAGCUUGUUUGAUCUGGAAAAUUUAGAGAAGCUCAAGGCAAAUCGCUAGACAACACAUGCUAGAGCUGAACUAAAAAUCUUUUGCGCCUUUGAACUCUGUCCCUAAGGGUAAAGGAGAAGUUUCCCUUUAUCAAUGCAUUAACCGAGUUGAUUAUGAAUGUCUCCUUAUGUUGGACGUGUUACUAACAAGCACAUUACCACUACUUGCCCUCAGAGGCGUUUUUCAUUUGACGAGCAGAGAAAAUUACUAGGUUUUGACCGUUUGAAAUUCUGGAUACCAGAGUGAAGACGCCUUUUGUAUGAUGACGUCAUCGUCCUACAGUAAAAAGCGUUCGUUUUUUACCACUGAUAUUACGUCAAUCGGUACACUUAUGUUGUCGAAAGGUCCGUGAGCAUGGUAAAUGAUUUUACCUUAAACUGCUGACACAUCUUCAAUCACUCCUUAUUGUUCGCGAUAUCGGAUAAACACUCUGGUCUCUAACUGAAUUUUCUUUGCUGUUUACUUUAUUUUGAAUUAGGACUGUCAGGAGUUGUCCAUGCAUUGUCUAGCGAUUUUAAGCUUUUUCAAGGAAACAAAAAUCUGGAAUUGUCCCUAGGGUGAGGCAUUUGCGCACAGUUUUAAAGCCCUUCGGUGGGGUGACUGUGGUUUUUGCUGUCCCGGGCUCAUCCCUCAUUCUUAUUAACCCCUUCCAAACCAAUUUUUCCGUUUAUCAAGAAUCUCCUCAAAACGGGCUUCGUGAUUGAGACAAAAUACCUGAAAAUUGUACACGGAACCGUUGUUAACGGUGUACAAGGUAGAAUGAGUCUAUUCAUUACUUUGCCAACUCCCAAUUUUUAAAACCGGAAGUAAUGAUGUUUAUUUCAAGGGCUCACGUCUCAUGAGUUUUGAGUAAAUCUUCAAACGCUGUAAACACAUGUAGCUGGAACUAUCAUCGCAUCGAUGCUCGCUCACUAAUAAUGAUAACUUAUAUCAAUUUCCAUUAUUUAUUGCCUGGCUAAGAUUUACACGGAUUCUUCAGUUCAGUUGUUUGAAACCAGACGGUUUCACGUGAGUUGUAACGCCAGGCAAGGAACGUGACGACCCGCGAUAUGCGUGGGAAAAAUAUUACUUUUUUCGAUCAAGGUGGAAACUGGCAACUUUGUCGUCGAGUAAGGUAAUACAUCUCAAUUUUCAUUACUAUGGUUAAUUUUAAAAGCUCUGGUUUCGGUAAAGGAACUGGAGGAAAAUCAGGAAAAUUCCAGUUCGACUGUGAUGGUUGAAUUUUGUUUACGAGUCAUAGCAUAAACAUAACAAAUUCAUUUUCCUUUUCCUUAUACAAUCUGCCUUUUUUUUAUACUGUUUUUCGCAGCAGAGUUAUCGAUUAUAUUACAGAGGCUAAUUUUAUUACACAGAUCACUCAGAUUUAAUGACAGAAACUCUAUUAUCGAUUGUAAUUUUGGCAACACCUGGCGAGUAUUCGGUGUACAGAUUAUUGACAAAGUCGCUAGAACAGUCUUCCAUUCAUUACUUUUGUUUCUGCUCCGUUAAAUUUGCCCAAUUUUUUUAUUAAUGAACUCGAUUUAACUACAAACAGUGAGUAUUCAGGCAGAUUGGCAAGCUUCAAUGCGAUGUGGCAAAAGAGAUAUACGUCUUUAAAAUUCUGUUAAUUUUGCGGGUGUAAAAAAUUCAAAAAGUAUACCCACCAAAAGUUUAAUCGAUCGUUGCGAAAACGUUAUCAAUUUCGAAGUAGUUUCUAAAAAUACAAUAAAGAGGGAUUGUUCUUUCAAUCUGUAUUGGCAAAGGAAGAUUAGCUUUGAAGACAGGGUUGUAGUCGAAGGCUCAAAAGCAGCUUCUAUUAACCAAUAUGGCGCCGGUCCGAGGCACCCAAAAACCGGCCAUGUCGAUAAUUUCCGAAGUAGGAGGAAUUAGAACCUAAAGUUACCUCUUCCUUAUUAAAGACCUCAAAUCAAGUCUACAUGCCAAUUUUUAGCCAAUUCGGUGAGAUAGUGUGGCAGCGCCUUUUUAAUAUAGCUCGAAUCUUACAGACAACUGCUCUUAAGGUCUCGGAUCGGAAAUGGUGUUUUUUUUUAUGAGGAAUAUCUGAAGUUAGAGAAGAGUUUUAUGCAAAUUCUUCUUUGCCCAGGAAAGGGUCAACUUUUUCCAUAUCUGCCAGAGAUCGGCAUCUGCGAUGGGGCUUUCGAAUUGACACUUUGUUAAGGUUUUUGAGGCGCAAUUAGGUACAGCUUUUUUUCUAUUUAAGCUUUAAAAUAUAGAGAAAGAAAUUUUUUAAAUUGGUCUUGUAGCUGACAGCUAAGAAAAACGUAUACUUCAUUUGAAAUGAAAGUUUAUAGCACGCUUCUUGUUUUAAGGUUAAUGUUGUUGAACUCAUUUGGAUAGGUUGCUAAUGGUUACCUUUCUAUGGGUCUGUUAUUAAAGACUCUGCUGGUACAAAGCUCAAAUUCGACACAGCCAAAAUGCAUUUAUAAGGCAUUUUGUUCAUUAGGUUUAACUUAAGAUUUCGAUCGUUGCCGUGGAAACAUGAAUAAUUUAAAACAACACUAAAAUAUUGAAUUUUGUAGCUUUAUGCAAAAUUCACUCUUCAGAUGUCUUUAUGAAUUUACACACAGCCACCUUAAACUUCACCAGAAGUUCCAUGAAUUACUACCCCGAGCUUAGGCUAAUCAUAAAAGUUGAAUACCGUCAAUUCUCUAUUAAGCCCCCCUCCACUCCCCUCCACUCCCCCUUAUUAUUUUUUACUGAUAAAUGAUGGACUGUAUUAAUCAAUCAUGACUAUAAAACUUCAUUUGGACUGAUCCAGGAUGGUUAAUUCACCAGCUGAAAGUUCAGAUUUGUGUUUGAUCCUUGGCUGCAUGACCUCCAACUUUUUUGACUUGAUCUUUUUCUCUAUGCAUUCUAGUUCUUUAUUUAGAACUGAUACCAUUGUCUUACUAAAUUAAAUAAGCCCCCCCCCCCACCUCAUGUUUGGAAUAAAUAAGCCCCAGGGGGGCUUACUAGAGGAUUUACGUUAGUUGUUAAUAGAGCUUUGAAUAUUCUUUUAUUCAAAUUGUUGUUAUUUUUUCUCUUACAGAAAGCGAUGUAACAUUGGUGCCUCCUACUCCAAAUCCACCGCUCCUACUUUCUUCAGAGUACUUCGAGUUUACUCUACAGUGGACAGAAUAUAGUCAGCUUCAUAAUGAUUCUCCAGUUAUUUUUGUGUUGGAGGUCAAGAGGCAUGAAAAUAUUUCUGAUCCAGCUUCUUUCUUGCCAGUCAUAAAGAAAUAUCACACGGUAAGCAUUUGUUAGCAUCAGUAUGCGUGGUCCCGCGGAGAGGAACUACUAAACAAAGUUUUAUACUGGGAGGUUCCGUCCCAAGGUCCAAGCCCUUACCCUUUUAUAUACCAUUUUUUACAGAAAAGGUACCUCACUCGUAUCUGCCAUUGAAAAAUGGUACUCCUUUAACAUACCUUCUUAAUACGAAUAAAUCGCUCAAACAUGAAGUCUUCUUGUCAUUUAAUUUUCGUGUAACGUUUGAAGUAUUAAAGUGAUAUGGUCAUAAGGCGCGUCUUUUCGAAACAAUUCAAUUAAAAAACCUUUUCUUAUACUUAAAAAGUAUAGAAGUUCCCACCCUUUCAUAUGAAAAUUCCCUACCCUUUGAUAUACUUGAAACCUGAAAAAAUGUACCCCUUUCGGGCGUAGCAAAGGCCAAUACUGAUAGGAAGUGCCCUUCCACCAGGGAGUGCCGGGCUGUAGCCUUCGAGAAGAAACUUCUUAGUAUAUUCGGUACGUCUUAAGAAAGAAGCUUCUUUUAUUUCUUGCAGACGAAUUUCACAACUUUCAAGAUUCCACAAGAUUUUGUCACCAAGACAAAUUUCUCUUUUCGUUUAGCAGCAAUAGCACUUCAAGGCACCUCCAACUUCUCGUCGCCGAGUCCUCUUUAUACAACAAAUAGUAAGCUUCUUGCAUAUUUUUAGGGGGAGGGGGGAGGGGGGCUAGUGUUGUUGUUUAAUUUUUAUUGCCAUCAAAAUCAUCGUUGACCGUAUAUCUACUACAGGAGUUAAACUGUUAGAGACCUCAUUCAAGAUAAAUAAUAGAAAGUCAACUUCAACUUUUUUCAACUAGAAAUAUCUAGAACUGACCUGAACUUAGUUAGCAAGGCUAAUCGAGACAGGCUAGCUUACAUAAUAUCACACGAGCUGAAUAAAUACCAAACUUAGACAUUAUAUUAAUCUAUAGUAUUUUAUAAUAUACAAAUACUAUUCUACCUUAAUAAAAGGAAAAAAGGAGGCCAGGGAAUUUUAAAAAAGGACAAGAGAAUUACUUUUCCAUUUUCACAACAAUCGUGUCUACGUCAAUUUAAGAGUCUUCAGUUUGAAGGAUAUCAAGUAGCGUUCCUUUUCAUUAUCUUUUAAAGGGCGUUUUUGGUCUCUUUUUGGGUCCCGUUCAAAAUUUUGACCCCAAAGACGAAAGAACAUUUCGUUUGACAAAAGAAAAAAAAUCCGUUGUCGUUUGUUUACGUCGUGAAUUUCGCCUGAAAUAGGGAAUUUCACGUCGUAGCCGUGCAGUGAAGACAAAAUAAUCAGCAAAAAUUAAGUGGGGUGCAUGUGCAGAUUUGUUGUUGUUGUUUUUGUUUUUUUCUAACGCCAAUAGAAUUGAUUUUUAACGUUACGUUACCGGCGUCGUCCUUGUGGUCAGGUAGACUCCCUAAUAUUUAACAAUUAUUCCUCGAGCCCGAAUGGGCUCUGAGCCAACAUGUUCAAUAGCCGAUGAGGCCGAUAGCCUGUUCCAGGCGUUCGGAUGGUGGGGAGCGGGCAAAAAAUUAGGACACCGGCGAAAAAUUGACGAGGGAAAAAAUUUGUGCUGGCUGCGUAUGAUUUAACUUGCUCCCCACUAACUAAACGCCUGGAACAGGCUAUGAGGCCGACGGCCGAAUGGGCUAUUGACUCAGAGGCUAUGAGGGCGAGAGGAAUAAAUCUUUUAGUAAAAUCCAACUAGUUGGUCAUAAAUAUCGAGAAAAAACAACUUUAGCGAGCAAAACACGAUUCAGCCGCCAUUGUUUUGGUUUUCAAAGCCUGUUCAAAGCCGGCGCUUUUCGCUACUAGUGGACUAUAACAUAUAGCCUAGUAUUAGCUCAACCAAUCAGAAAGCAGCAUUGAUAAUAGACCACUAGUUGGAGUUUACUAAAACCCGAUAGUUUGUUUCCACCUCUUAACGACAUUCUCGCCAAAACCCAUGUGGUGGAAUGACGACGGGUGUCGCGUUUUCCCGCCAAAAUGACACCACUUAGUAUUUGGAAGCUUAAGCAAUUCCUCGUCUUGAAAUCUAAAGGGCUGGAUUAUUGAUCGAUCUACCUAAUUCUUCAUUUCAUUCCCAGUCGUAUCCAAUGAUUUCUUAUUAUCACCAUUUAGGAACCUCACUGACAUUACGUAACUAUCAUCGUCAUCAUCUUCAUUAUCAUCAUCCUCUUCUUCUCAUCUUAUCUUCUGAUAUUUCUUUUAAAGAAACUGUGUCGCGAAAUUUCUCUAAUUUUAAGCAGUGAGAACCACCACCAAUUUAAGUGAAACAAAAAUAUCUGCUCAAAACAGGAAAAUAGCUUAUAAACAACAAGGCAAAUACAAAAAUAAAGAACGAAUGGACAGUGUUACAGAAGAUUGAAAUGGAUGGCAAUUGUGCUGUUUGAAAACUUAUUAUCCUAAAUGUUUUCCAAAUUUCAUUUGCGUGCAUGGUUUGUAAUGUUUGAUAUAAUGCUUGUGAGACAUACUUGUUUGACACAAUGCAAAGCUGUGAUUUUGUCAUUUACAAGUAACUUCUCAAGUUUCAGAGCGAAUACUAGCCUGCGUAGCAGGCGCUUGGAAGUAAUGGGUGCAAGAAAGAACGGGGCGCGCGAGGGAGACACGCGAGGAGAGAUCGAGGUAGCGCCUGCCCGAGAGGGCCAUGAAGGUCGUUUUCACUCGCUUUCUGAGAGUGCGGAAGGUUCCUAUUGUUCCUAUCUCAGAGAACAAUAUUUAGCUUUUUAUAAUACACAGCAUGCAUUCUUGAAAAAGUAUCCAUUUUUGACUCUGUUCUCUUCGUAUUUAUCGUGCCUUUGGUUAAAAACGAUUUAAUAUUGUGUAUUUAUCAUCGGUUUAUUACUCCAUCGCUCUAUAAUCAGAUAACCUAGCUGAUCUUUAUAACAGAUAUAUUUAGGCAGUAAAUGUACAAUUACAAUGCCUUGGCACGCUUUGUUCGUGCGAGGUCAAUCGUUUGCAGUGAAAAUUUUUGACAGAUCACGCAGUGGCUGCCAGGUAAUUGUAUAGGGGGCGGGAAACAAUUUUCAUUGGCCUCUCGGGCAGGCGCCCCCUCCUCCCUCGCGCGCCCCGUUCUCUCUUGCGCCCAUUACUUCUGCGCACGCUACAGCGUUUUUGACAUUAUUAAUAAACUGAACCGGACAAUCGCGACACAGCCCCUUUUAACAUGCGCGCUUUUUCUCCUUUUUUUUUUUCAGGUACUUGUGAGAGUGGACAGGACAUUUUUGGUAAUCCUACUCCAUGUCCGGUGUUCAAUGUUCGUGUCAUCUUCAACGCAACCGAGGUUCCAUUCAGGGCUCCUCGAAUUGCUGCUAUUUUGUCUUGGGACUAUCCCCCCGGUAUGUACACAAUCGCUGGUGGACAAAACAUUGACCCCCAAUCCAUGGACUACCCCCCUGGACUACCCAUAUGGACUACCGUAAAAUGGACUACGCCGCUGAAGUUUAGUGAUUAGGGUUAAGAAACUGAGUGAAUUAACCAAUCGAGUUUCAGGUCAGUUUUCGAGGAUGGAACUUGAUUCACUCAGUUUCUAAACCCUAAUCACUAAACUUUAGCGACGUAGUCCACAUGGGCUGUCCAUGGGGGUAUUCCAUGGACUGGGGGUCAGUGUUUUGUCCACCACCGUGAUCGAUUUUUUUUUUUUUUUUUUUUUUGCGUACGCAUGUAUAUAUUAGCGACAGACUAUAAUGCAUUGUUUGAUCAUUAGCAUGCGAGGUAUUGAACCCUAUAGAAAACUUCGCCGUAUAUACACAUUAGGGUCAAAAGUCGAAAGAGCUGGUCAAUUUGAGCAGUUUGUGCAAGUUUCAGCUCUUUGCAAUCAAUAACAAAGGAAAUAGCUGUAAUCCAAAACUGCCAAAUAAGCCUUAUCACGGUUUUGGAAGCCAUCUUGACAAGAAGGCAACGGCGUGAGAAGUUACAGUGUUUGUAUGGGAAUUCAAUGUCCAACAAUUUCCGUAAAACGGCUGUUCUAAAAAAUAUAUGAAUUGUAAAUUAAAGCUUCACUCCUAAAGAUUCUACUGAAAAAGUUUGAGAACGUUCCUUUUAGCUACAUUUGCUAGAACCACAUAAAGUAAUAAGUAGUAAAUUCCUUUGCUGUGUAGCUUUGGUUUACAAUUCAUAUAUUUUUUUCAGAACAGCCCUUUUACGGAAUUUAUAAACUAAUAUUAGUUUGUGUAAUCAAUUGGUGAUGAGUGAAAAAGGCUCAGGAAAUUUUUUAUCUUACGCAACUCAUUACUGAGGCCACCCGAGUGACGGAAACCUGUCAAUCCUUGCUUGACGUGAUUUUAGUGAACAAUGAUCACCGCAUCAAUGACUCCGGUGUUGUUCCUGUUUCGCUGAGUGAUCACUACCUCGUCUAUUGUGUUUUAAAAGCAGGUGUAAUUAAGGCACCACCGAAGACAAUUGAAUACCGCUCUUAUAAAAACUUUGAUGCGAACACCUUCCUAGCGGACUUGAAUAACGUCCCAUGGCACAUCAUUGAAAACGAGGAAGACAUCGACGACGCCGUGUUUAUUUGGAAUCACUUGUUUUCUGAAAUAGCUGACCUGCAUGCGCCCGUGAAAAGGCGAAGAAUACGAGGUGUUCCGCUCCCGUGGUUGAAUGAUACAAUCAGUGAGGUGAUGAAGGAUCGUGAUUUUUCACCAUCGUAAAGCCGUGAAAACCAAUUCUGCUUUUCACUGGGCUCGCUAUAGAAAGUUAAGAAAUAGGGUCAAUCGUGAAGUCAAGGCAGCAAAAUCCAAGUAUUAUUGUGACUUGAUUUUAGAGGCUAAAGGGAUUCAGGAAAGAUCUGGAAGGCGGUGAAUGAGGUGUCUUCGCGCAAGACUAAAUCCUCGAGCCCACAAUGUAUCGUAGUUGAUGGUGUUGAACACACCACCCCAGCCUCUAUUGCAUCCGUGCUCAACUGUUAUUUCUCAUCCAUUGGCAGAAGUCUUGCAAAUAAAAUAUCAGCUGCUGCUAUGUUCCCAGUCAGAUCGGCCACGAUGCUACAGUCUUUCUCGCUUGACGAAGUUGAUGAGAAAACAGUACUCAAGCAUCUGCUUUCUCUAAAGACAAAUAAAGCUAUUGGCUUGGACAACAUCAGUGCGAGACUUUUUAAAGUGUGGCGCGCGUGCUAUUUGUCCCUCGAUCACCAAGUUACUGAAUCUCUCUAUUCGCACUGGCAAUUUUCCUGAAAUAUGGAAAUGCUCGAAAGUGGCUGCACUUUUCAAAACUGGAGAUAGGAGAGAUGCGUCAAAUUAUCGCCCAAUUUCUAUUCUGCCAACAAUGAGUAAAAUUCUGGAAAAAGUCGUCCAUUCCCAAUUCUAUGACUUUCUGAAUUCAAAUAAUCUCCUUUCAAGCAAACAAUUUGGCUUCCGUCCCAAACUGUCUACAACAUCGGCUCUCACCAGUUUUGCAGAUGAGGUCCUAUUGCAUAUGGAGAGUGGAGAACUGUGCGGUGCAAUGUUCCUAGAUCUGACCAAGGCAUUCGAUACCGUUGACCAUACGAUCUUGCUAUCUAAAUUGUCGGCUAUCGGUGUCUCGCCCAGCGCUCUACAGUGGUUCAAGUCUUACCUGAAUCAUCGUAAACAGCGGACUGCCUGUAGCGAUGCUGUGUCUGACCCUCUCCCGAUGACCUUUGGGGUGCCACAGGGGAGCAUUCUAGGACCGCUUCUCUUCUUGGUUUAUAUUAAUGACCUUCCGCUGGUUAUAAAGAAUUGCGAAGUGACUUUGUAUGCUGAUGACACGGUCCUGUACUACUUUGCUAAAGAGCCACACCUGUUAGAAGAGGCACUGAAUGAUGAUCUCUUGAAAGUUGCCCAGUGGUUACAUGGAAAUAAGUUAACUUUAAAUCUUACUAAGACGAAAUCCAUGAUUAUAGGCAGUAAUAGGAAACUUGUUGGUAUUUCCUCUUUCACGUUAUCUAUUUUUGACACUGAUAUAAAUUCUGUAAGUAGUUUUAAAUAUUUGGGAGUUAUGUUGUCUUCAACUUUCACAUGGUCCGACCAUAUUGAGUAUAUUUCAUGUAAGGUUAAUAAAAACCUUGGUCUUCUACGUAGGAUUAAGUAUUAUUUACCUUAUGAUGCCCGGUUAUUUUUUUUAUAAUAGCUUAGUGCUACCUAUUUUUGAUUAUGCUGAUUUAGUCUGGGGUGACAAGGACAAUGUCUCACUUAUGAAGGAAUUGCAAAUUCUCCAAAACAAAGCAGCUAAGUUGAUAUUAGAUAGAUCACCUCACUCCUCAUCCAUCGAUGCAUUGAUUGUCUUGAGAUGGCUGAAUCUUGAAGAACGUAGGAAAUGUCAUCGAUGUAUAUAUGCAUACAAGUGUAUUAAUGGCCAACUUAAUCAUUCUUUGGACAUUGUAAAAAAGAGUGAUAUACAUUCCUACAAUACGCGCAAUAACGAUACUAUCAAGCUCCCCAAAAUUAAAUAUAAUUGGGGAAAACAACGUUCGCGGUACCACUGUUUCAAAGACUUUAAUGAAUUAGAGAGAACUGUAAGAAACUCAGCAAGUUUUCCAAUUUUUAAGAAGUGUCUUUUUUCUGCUUUUUAUAAUUGAGUACUUGUAGUGUGUAUGUUUUAAUUAUUUCUGUAACUCGAUUUUAGCCUGAAUUUUUUUUUUUUUUUUUUUUUUUUUUUAACCUUUUUAUAUUUUAAUUGAAUUAUAUAAUAUACAUCUCGUAAUUAGGACCUCUAUGUAAACCACUCUUGUGAUGGAGCAUCCUAUUAAAAGAUUGUUAUUAUUAUUAUUAUUAUUAGGAUUUGGAGAAAACGCAAGGGAAAAUUUUCCCUCAUUUCAAGAUUAUACCAUUUGAUUAUCUAUUUUAAUAUUAAAAUAUCAUGGGUGACGAAUAACGCUAGGUUUUGACAUGUUUUUCCUCGGCUUUAUCGUAUCGAUCGAGAAUUACACGCUCUCAAAAGUUUAGAGCUCAAAUUUGGCUUAAGUUCAGAAUUUUCAGAAUUUUUCGACAAAAUACCUGUUAGAAUCCUUCUUGAUAUACUAUUUCGUGUGUUUAGGUUUUCUAAAGCGUCUUUUAAUGCCCUGACAUCUUCGUCGCCAUCUUGGAACUGAGACGUACGGAAGGUUGCCAUGGCAAUUUUGUAAUUUCACAUGUGAAAUUAUAAAUUAACGCUGAAAUUUCGUGCCAAAAUUAAGGAGUAAUUCGUCACCUAUGAUAUUAAACAAUAAACUUUUCUGAUGACUUAAAUUUUCUGUAUUCCAAUUUUUAGCCAAUUUUAUUGACCAUACUACAGUGCAAAAGAAUGUCCUGAGGAUUGUAGUCAGUGUUUGACCUGUUGUGACUUACAUGUACUUUACUUAGAGAUUUAGCCAAGUAAAUGUAAAAAAUACAGGACUACGCUCUUGCAUUUUUGAGGAAAAAUGAAAUACAAACGAAUUGUAAAGUGGGGGAUAAACAAUAACACUGAUAAGGACAGCUGCUGAUAUUCAUAUUGAUAAAAGUGUUUGAUUUCUCAAUCUUACAGGCCCAUCAGGUUUUGCACCCCUUUACAACUACCACUCACUACCCACCCGACCCCUCCGCCCCGAACGCACUCCCCUAAUUUGCAGUUAUUACUAGUAUUAAUAAACAGCUUAAACUACUUGCAACUAACGUCAUUAUCAAGUUAAAAAAAUAAGUGUCUGUUGCAAAAUAUAAAUACUUAAAAACAAUACUUAAGAGAACCAGUGUAAACUGUAACUAGGCAACCCCAAAGAACAUUCGUUCUUUAACAAGUGCCAGACAAAGUUUUCAAUGCCUAAUUCAUGAGAUGCUCCCCAUAGAAGAAAUCAAUCCGACACCCAGGCCGAUCCCAUUCGUACAAAAAAACCUUUGUUUGAACUAACAGACACUUGUUGUUGGACUUGAUAAUGACUUUGGUUGAACAUCGAAACGUCGUCGUUUUCUUAAACUGUUUUUUAGCUUUUUAUUAUGAGGAACAUUAGCGCAGUAUUUUAUAUUCUGAUGUUUUACGAAAUCGCUUCUUAUCCAAUUUCAAACAUGUUUGUUUUAAUUGUUUGUUUCAACAGAUGCACACGUACGCUUGAAAGAAACCGACGGCCUGGACAUUGAAGUUUUACUGUCUAAUGUCGCGAAUAUUCCUGCCGAGCUCCGCAACGCAUGCCAAAAACCUGGAAAUCUUCUCGACUUUAGAGCUGACCCUAUCGAUGUCAGCACUCCGGUAAUUGUCCACUUCAGAACCUUAUGAGAAGCAUACCGAUCUUUUCAUUAAUUCAAAUGCCGUAAACUGCCGCUUAGUACCCCUGGGAUUGUACAUCUUGGUAAGGGGCCUUAGGAGGGCUUAUAGACGGAGGGGCUCAUUUAUAUCCGAGGGGGGCUUAAUUAACCGGAAUAAAAAAGGCGUUUCCAUCGAAUACAUUUCAAUACUUUGGAGGGGGCUUAUAUCCGGGGGAGGGGGAAUUUAAUCGGGGAGCAAGGGUGGCGAAGGAGCACAGAGCACUCGCCUCCCAGAAAUGUGGCCCAGGUUCAAUUCGCAGCGUCGACGCCAUAUGUGGACUAAGUCUGUUGUUAGGUCGCUACUUUGCCCCGAGAGGUUCUCCGGUUUUCCCCUCACCUCAAAAACCAACCUUUCAAAAUUCCAAUUCGACCAGGAAUCAGGUAGACCAAGAAACGCUAAGUGUAUGUGCUGCCUCCAAAUUGUUUGUUAUUUGUUACUUGUUUCCUGGGGAGGAGGAGGGGUGGGGGGCGGCUAAGUCCUAAUUCAAGAUACCCACCAUCUUUGCACGCUUUUAAGAACUGACGGGAUAAAAGUAAUGUCGCGUGGUUUCUCAGGAGGCAAAUAAGUGAUACAAUUUGCCAAUUCAAGAAAUCGCGGUUGAGUUUGUUUAUUCUAGACAACAGAAAAUGAAGAACUGACGAAAUUACGAAAACGGCAAUUUAUGGGUGAAAGUGAUCAUUGUUACUUUUUGGAGGCAGUAGCGACGGUAGUUAUCCUCACAGCAAGCAAUAAUGACGUGAAACUUGGUGAUGCUCGCGUUGUACAUUUUGCAUGACUAUUAAAAGUCGUCGUCUCGUUUUGAGAGGAUAAACAAACUCGGCCAUUUGCAGGAUGGGGUCUUUUUACUACUGAGACCGGAAUUCAUUUCAUUUUUUCUUUCAUCUUUAAACUUGGUAAUCCCAGUGAGGUUUAAAUAACAAAAGGAAUAAUGGUAGUAGUAGUAAAAUGACGCCAUCGUGCAAAAGGCCUAUUGGCAAAUCUCAUCACUUGUUUGCCCCCUGAAAUACCACUUGACAUUGCGUUUAUUCCAUCAAUCCUAAAGCGUGUGCAAAGAUGGCGGUAGCCUCCCACGCAGGCGUUUUUAGGGGAGCUCGUUUUUCAUCCCUCCCCACAAACGCCUGCUCAACCGAACACUACAUUCCUUUCCCAUUGUUUAUUUGCGUGGUAAGUGAUCAAUAAGCAGUUGCGCAAUUAAGUGUUGACAGGCUAAACCCGACUAAAACGUGACCCUAGAGUGACCGUUUUCCUUCUUUUCUUUCCUUCGCUAAGGUUAUGAAGCGCAUGGAGUAUUCUAAAAUUUGACUAAAUCUUAUUUUUGCCGUUCUGAAUCUAACAAUUAUUAGAGGUCAGAAAGUUUUUCCAGUGUUUCAUGCAGAUGGAGUAAUUAUCAGAUUACCUUGAGGUCAAGGUCAACUUUCCAGAAUUUGGAAAGUACAAUGUGAUUGGCUAAGCUUAGGAAAGGAAUGUAGUCUUCGGUUGAGCAGGCGUUUGUGGGGAGGGAUGAAAAACGAGCUCCCCUAAAAACACCUGCGUUGGAGGCUAAGAUGGCGGGUGUCGUGAAUAAGGAGUGUUAUAAAAAACUGAAUCAUUAGAUAAUGCAUUUGUAGAGCUCUGAUUGGCUUACCAUCAUGGUAUAUGAGCCAUUAUACCAUGCUCUCCAAAUAUGGUGACUGUACGCGUCUGCUCAAAAUUAAUCGGUUGUUUUUACAAAUAAAGUCGGGAAAAAUUCUCGAUGUUUUUUGGGCGUUUUUUAUAAAAAAAUUAUUCCACUUGCGCUUCUUGGCUAUAAGAUGAUUAUAGCCAACUCAUUUCCAACGCGCACUCGUGGAAUAAUUUUUAAUUAGAUCCCACCUGCCAUUUUACUACAUAGGUUCUCAAUGCACGGGUAGACAUUACUCCUCGAAAAUUCCCUUUCUUUUUAUCCAUUUUGUAUUAGCUACUCUCCGCUGUUUGUAAUUCUCUUAUUGUUGCUGUUCUUUAUAUUUGCCUAGCGGUCAAGUGAAACUUUGGUUCUCCAACCGCAAGAAAAGCUCUACUUUGGAUGUCCCUAUGACGUCAGGGUAAGUCCAUGAUAAAAACCAGGAAGCGCCAGGAAAGACUUCAUAAUGCUCAAAUCACCGAUUUUGCUUAAACUAGGCGUUAAUGGUUGUUAUCACGAAUAAUACUUGUGACAAUACAUGUGGCAAAAUAUAAGGUCAGGAUAUUUUACCCCCUGGGAGAUACGCCCAUCUCCCCUCCCCACAGAAACCUCAUCUGCUAAUACAUGUGACACGAUAGAAGGUCAGGAUAUUUUUUAUUCCAUGGGAAAUACGUCCAUCCCCGCUCUCCACCAAAAGCUUACUACCACCACCGUAAAAAUGGCCAAAAGCCCUAUUUUGAGAGUAAUUAAUUGGCAAGCUUUGCCAUGUCAGUGCGGCAAACACUAAAUUCCUCGGCAACGCUAGCUCCUAAAGGAACUUUGGAGCUUUCUCUCCGCCUCCACUUCUCCAGCUUACCUGUUUUUCCUUGUAGCAGUUUUUCUUGCGCCCCACCUUUGCUUAAGUUACCAUCAAAUACUUGUGAUUUCUUGUUAAAGUUAUAUUUGGAACAAAUAAACCUUAGCUAUUGGCCAUAUUUACGCCAGAUAUUAACGCGAGAAUGUUGAGACCUUGCGGCUGCAGUGUUGGGACAAAUAAACGUUAAGCCCCGUGUAAACGGACGCAACACUGUUGGCCAACAACUCCCAACAUUGUUGGAUGUUACAUGUUGCGUCCGUUAGCACACCCUGUUGCAUGUUGUUGGAUGUUGUUGCGCAAAGUUUGAAACCGGUCAAACUUUUCAGCCAACAACUCCCAACAUUUUUUUGUUCCAUGAUCGCCGAAGCGUAGCGCAACAAUGUUGGAUCCGUUUGCACAGCUGUUCCAACAUUGUUGGGGCCGCGCUUGCGCAUUACGCAUGGUUUACAAAGACUUAUCGGUUGUAUCCUUCCCACGAUGCACUGCAGGUCCCAACAUUGUUGGGAGUUGUUGCAUCCGUUUGCACACCACUGCCAACACGCACGCCACAAUGUUGGUAGUUAUUGCGUCCGUUUGCAUGCAGCCUUAGCUAGCGGCCAUAUUUACGCCAGAUAUUUACGCGAGAAUAUUGGGACCAGGCAGCUUCAGUGUUCGCUCCUCGCAUAGUAGCCCGCGUAGUUGGCGGGGUUGUUACGCGCGCGGUAAUUUCAUGGCGACUGCUGCGAGAGAGAUUUGAAUUAGUGACUUUUUACCAAUCUUCCAACGGCUUCGCCGUGAAAAAGCUACAGCACACUAUCUCUAAUCCCGCUAGCUAAGCAGGUGAGAUUGUCUCUGGGAUCUUUUACGUCCCACAAGAACCACAAGACCCUGAGUGUUAUUCCGGCCGGGGUUUGAACCCGCGACCUCCGGCUCAGCAGACCGGCGCUCUCCUAACUGAGCUAACCAGGCGGCUGUCAAGGCUGAUGAAUUUUUUUCUCUACAGAUUUCUACUACGUUCGCUGUCAAUUUUGAGACCCAGGCAACUUUCUACGUCCCGCGUAAGUAUGUCCUGACAUUCUCCGCCAUUUUCUAAUAGCUGGUAAUUUUAUACGGGUAUUCUUCUGUAUAUUCGAAUUCAACCGUACACAACCUGAGAAAACAGCCGACACUUCUCGACGCCACCACUGGUUUCCCGCGAAGUGACGUCUGAGAAACGAGCGCAGAAAUUCCAUGCUGAUGACGUGUCACUACCCAGAUCUGGGCAAUGCUCUUCCUUUUGACUGAUCUUGCCGCGAGGGAAAUUUGCUUCAACCAAUCAGGCUACCGUCAACAGUGAAGAAAAAAAACGGAACCAUUUAUCUUCCAUUCCCGUUUUUUUUCACAGACUGCAUUAGUGGAUUUUGCGGAUGCGACGCUGGUAAGUCGAACAACACUGUUUAUAUUAAAUGAAAAUUCAGGAUUUUUGUUUAAUCAUGAUACACUCGAAUUUCUCCACUACAAAUCCCAUCAGCAACAGUGGUAAGUGUCCGUUAAAGAGAGGUGGCUGUAAAAGGAAGGCAAAGAUAUGCAAUAGGACAAACUAGGGAGGGAAUUUUAACUUAGUUUAGUAUGAAAAGUGUCUAGUAUCAAAUGUCCUCUAAUAAGCAGUUUAAAAAUAAAACUUAUGUAGAAUAAGUGACUUAAUCCCUGUCCCCACUAAUACGUUUUCAACAGUAACGUAUUUAUUCGAUUAAACGCCGCGGCGUUUAUUAAAUUUUUCGUGAUUCGAGUGCGGCGUUUAUAAGAGGGCAGUGUUUAUUUAAAGUCCAAUUUGUUUGUGGUGAGGAAGCUUAGUGAAAGAACAUUGAAGUAUACUCACUUCGACCUAAAAAACAUUGUUAUCAAUGAAAGCAAAUUUCCAAAGCUUGAUUAAGCUGAACUACCGUGUAUAUAUACUCCUUUGAGCUUCAAAUGUACUGAUCUUAAAACAUUGUUACAACCAAGGAAAAUAAAUGUUUUAGGCUUGCUCAAACUUGAUUAUUACUGCAUUUGCUUUUUGAGUCUAUUAUUGAAAUAAACGCCAUAGCAUGACGCGGCCUUUAUUCGAGGGCGGCGUUUAAUGGAAUAAAUACGGUAUGUGUUUUAGAUGUCAUCGAAAACGCAUCGAUCGAUUUGCGUCCACACUACUGUUUGAUGCGUUUUCCACUGUCCACACUAAAACGUUCGGAAACGAUAGAAUUGAACGUUGUGAUCUAAGAUUAGCUCUUAAAUCGGAUUUUAUUUUCAGGAGAAAAAAUACAUUAGUGGUAUUCAGCUUGGGUAAAACCUGUAUACCAUUACAAUUGCCGUCUCCAAAGAGGAUCCUGAAUGUUGACUUAUUUUGUUUGCCUAAGUGUACAGAAUCUUGUUUUUUACAUAGGUUUUCGAAAAUAAUAACUUGUUUCAUUUUGUGUAGAGGAGGCGUAACUGGCAAACUUUAGCUAAACAGGUUAAGGGACACAGUCAGCUGAUGCACAUGCGCACUAGACACCAUUUCUUGGCUGAUUUGCAUGUCACAAGACACGCGCGUGAAACAGAAUAUGAGAAGCGUAUCCGGAAUACUCUAAACAAACCGCUUGAAGAGUUGAACUAGUUACAAGCCGAAAUCGUGAUUAUAGACCCAAGGCUAUAUCAGAGCACUCAUUUUUUUUAUAUACCAUUGAGAAUUCACCAAUGAAUUUGUCCAGGAAAGCCAAACAUCGACGAAUACUUCCGAAUUCGAACAUCAGUAGAGAUGAAAAAUGACACCAACUCUGAAUUAUUGUCGAAGGUUUAAGGUCGACAAAGCUUGAUUUACCAAAUAAAUGUAACCUUUUCCGUAAAUUUUCCAAUUAAAUGUAUCGAUUAUUUGCUCGCCAAUGUUGCUGAUUCAUUUCUGUUGUUAUUUUGGUAAACGAAGGCGAUUUCUCCCGCCCGGGGCCUACACGCGUUUCUCACCCUCUUCUGUUCAUGUUCCUGUGGAUACUGUUUUUCACCAAAUUAAUAUGAUAGAAUAAUGUAAUAGGAUGUGUAAAAGUUUGCUCAAAAAGAGGUUUUCAGCAAAAGAUCGAUGAUCGAAUGAAACACUAGGCAAGAUUGAAGCGGAUUUCUGGCUAUAUUCGACGCGUACAUUUGAUUUCGGGUUGAGGUAAACGCUUUUCAAAAUGGCAAGAGUAGUGUCCAGGUGAGGGCGGCCCAUAGGUGACUGUGUCCCUUUUUAAAAACAAGGUUCUUAGUCGCAAGUUUUUACUGUAUAUAUCAAUAACACAAAAAAACAAACGUUUAGCGGGACAAAAAUAUUAACAGAACUAAAACCAGUACUAGCUUUACAUUGCAAUGAGUACAUCGUCGUCUUUGUACAAUAGUGUGAUUCUGAUUUGAUGUAGUCUGAGAAAACAACUGGUUUCCCCGCGAAAUGACGUGGGCCGGGAGAAACGAGCGCAGAAAUUCCAUACUGAUGACGCGUCACUACACAGAUCUACUCAGUGUUGCUGAUCGGUCGUGGCGCGUGGGAAAUUUGCUUCAACCAAUCAUAAGCACUUCUCAGAUCCGGGUAGUGACGCACCUAUUCAUCAGUAUGAAAUUUCUGUACUCGUUUCCCAGACGUCAUUUCGCGAGGAAACCAGUGGUGCUGGGGCUGCGAAAUGUCGGCUGUUUUCUCAAGCGAGAUUUGAUGCUGUUUAAAUGUAACAAAAGAGAAAAUUCCAUCAUUUUUUUUUUCAAGGGCAACAAAAUGCACUAAAAACAGUCUCAGAAUAUGUUGACUUUGAUAUUCGCAAAAACAAUCAGUCCGUUAACUUGACGACUGUUAAUGCUACCUGGAGUAACGAGGCGUGGGGCAAGAAAAGGCCGACAUUUUUCAAGUAAGUCGAUAAAAUGUAAGUACUGACUUGAAAUGGGAAGCUUAACAACCCUGUAGCGAAAUCUACUGUGAGACCUAUAAUUAGGGGAAUCAGUAUGAUUCUUAUUGCUAGACUAAGAUCGCCUUUGUAUGCAUGGUACGGGGAACUUCUACAAAUUCCAGAAAAUUCUGUUCUAGAACUUGACCACGGCGACUGUCGACCAUGGCUGAAAUCUGAAUUAAUUUUCAUGCCUACUUUUGCGGAACGUGCUCGUUUUAAUACAUGUGUUUUGCACCCUGGGGCGGGAGGAGUACUCAACAAGGUUUUAUACGGGGAGGCUCUGCCCCGAGGUCUAACCUCUUACUCUUUAAGAGAGGACCCCCCUGGGCUUUGGAACUAAAAAAAAAGGAUCUAGACUGGUAAGGGACUGUGCAAUAACUAUCAGGAGGGGGGGCUGAAAAACUAGAGUUAUCUAGCAAAAACUUAGACAGUACCCUCCCCCCCUCCAAAACAAAAAAAAUUAGUUCUGACCCCCACCUCUGGUAUGUUAAAAAACGUCGCCCUUCCCCCCCCCAACCCAAGAUUUAGACAAAGCAUUUGCUAAGUACCGGGAUGCUUACCACGUGGGCUCAAAAUCUAAAACUUCUGAAGCCAGAAGGAGAAAGGAGCAGAGAAAAAAAAUCAAAGAACAGGAGAUUGAACGCUUCGAAUAACAGACGAAAAAGAGCUUACAUUAUAUUAAUUUUAGAUCCUUGGGAGGAGAGCCUGAUGAACUUUGUUAUGAGCCAGAUAUAUAUGGAAUUCAGCAAAUCGAUUCAGUCGAUGAAGAAACAUUACUUUUAUUCACAUCAAAAACCGACAAAGCUUGUCUACGAGAUCUGUUUGAUUCCCAUUGUUUUAUGGGGGAAGCUGAAAAACAAGUUCAUGAUUUUUGCGUUACAUAGGAUCAGCUCAAUUAAUUAGAAGACAGGUUAAAACUGAUCAGUUGUGAACUUGCUUUUCAUUUUGAUGGAAUAUUUUCAAUAAUCGUUUAACAGCUGUUCGUAUUGAUAUUUGCUACAGUCUAUCAUGAUGCCUGUAUUGAGAAUCUUUUAUUGCGUUUAAUUUUAUUUACAUUUCGAAUAAAACUUAAGGCCCCCCCCUCCGUCAAAUGACUGAUUUUACUUUGAGCCCCCUAUCUUGGCAGUAAUUUUAUGUAAUGCCCCCCCUCUAGUUUUUCAGCCCCCCCUCCUCAUAAUUAUUGCACAGUCCCUAACAACAGCCGCGACAAGCCGACAACGGUUUUGAUCCAAAAUCUUAUCAUAAGGUGGCGGGCGGUUUCUUAGCCAAUCACAAACCUCACAGAUCUUUUUUUUUUUUGCUUGUUUGUUUGUUUUUCGUUUCUUUUACUUUCCCUUGUUUGUUUGUUUGUUUGUUUUUGUUUUAAAUUGCCUUUUUCAAGAACCAAGAAAACGACGUUUUACUAUUGGAGCUCGGUAAUAGGCAAGUUUUGUAUUCCCCGACGGACUUGGGACGAGCACGAUUGUCAGGCUAAUGCGGGUCAACUUGGUUGCAAAAACAAAAAUUUGCGUUGAGUCGCUUAAAAACGAUAGAUAUCUUAAAACAGUGAGAUUUCAAAGCUUAAACUUUACCAGUAAGCCAAAGGGAUAUCUGUUGCAAACAACGAAAUUGUGGGAAAAGUUGAUCGUACUUAAGAGAAGAAAGGAAACAAGCGACGAAGCCAAAAGAAGUAGACUUUUUAAGCUUGAAAAGGGUAAAGUUUGUUUAAAUGACAUUAUUACAUUCUCUUUAAUUUUCGUACUUCUUAGUAUUCUAUUUUACUCUCACUGUAAAAUGGAGUUUAAACUGCUCAGUAUAUCGUCUGUAUAAAAUUCUGCUCGAGUUCUUGACAAAUAAUGUAACCUAAAUGAAAGCUUACGUACGAAUAAACUUACACUAUUUUAGUCAUCUUCGUUUAAACCGAUUUAACUUGCUAUGACAGUGCAAGGAAUUUUUGCAGGACGUCUGCCCCCCUCGGUUUAUUAUUUUUCAAAUACACAAGAUUUUGCAUUCGCUCCGUUAGAAAGUAUGUCAACUAUCAAGAAAGUUUCAGUCUGUCUUGCAGGCUUUCGACAAGUACGUACACUCCAAUGGAAGGUAUGGCUUAAAGAACUUUUAACCAUCACUGAAAGUAAAAUUAAAAUGGCUUCAGGGUAUUACCUUGUUUAAGGAUUUUGAAACCACCUUCGCAUUGUCAUUGAACUUACUCCGGCACCGACCACUAUUUCGGUCAAUUUCUGAUUAGGCUGAGGCUCGUUGUUUUUCCUGGUGACGACGAGCUGAUUUUCCUUUUGCUGUUUGAAACAAUGAUUUCUCAAGCCUGUAAGUAAGUUUUGAGACCCCCAAAACCUUUCAACGUUUCAAAUUUUCCUUUUUUAAAGCAACACCGCCUCAGCUUUCUCAUGUUUCUUUGUCUUCUUGGUGAGAAGUGACCCCUAUUAGCCUCGCUUUCGCGCAAAAACAAGCACUCGCCCUAGGCCCCCGGGAAUACGAAACUCGUCUAUUCUGAUUGCUGAUGCUUGUUUUCUUAUAUACUAGGUUGGUAAUGCAGGAAUGUCCUGGUGGUGUCUGUCCCGCAAUACAAGGAUAUCAACUUACGGAUCAUCUUGACGAUCCAUUGGUAAGCGGUUUUUCUUGUUUUAAAGGAACGGAUACUUCACUUUUUUCCCAAUAAACAGGACAUUAGUUAUUUGCAAAUUCUUCCUUAAACCAUUCUGUGGUCUCUUAAAGAAGCUGUGUGUCACGAAUUGUAUCAAAAUUCUAAUAGUAGGAACUUCCACCAAACUUAGUGAAACAUGAAAAUAACCACUUAAAACAAAAAGGUAUUAAUAACACAACAAAUACAAAGUUGGUUUGGAUGGACAAACUCAGUGUUGAAGAAUAUAGACUACGAGCAGUCUCUCUUUUUUCUUGGUCCGUCGAGCAAAACGCCCGAGACACGCAAAUGAUCACGCGCGUGACUGAGGACGCGAGACGGGAGAGGCGUCUCGCUGCUUCGCCGCCCUUCGCUCGCGCGCGUGCACUCCCCAUACUAAAUCUGAAGAUAAAGAGAACUGCUCGCAGUCUAUGAAGAAUAUGAAAACUGAUUGAAAUGGGUUUUUGAAAACUUGUUAGCCUAAAAGAUUUUCAAAGUUCAUUUUUUGUUGUUUGUAACGUUCAAUUCAAUGCUUGGGAAGUAUAUUUGUUCGACAAGAAGUUGUGAUUUUGUCGUUUGCAAGUGAUAUAUCAGGAAUCAGGAGUCAGGAAUCUUUUUAAUGUCAAAGAUGCUGUCCCUGAGGGGCUACGCACGCGUGUGGUCUAUAAAUUUUCGUGUGCAAGUUGUAAUGGUUGUUAUGUUAGUGAAACCAGCCGACACUUCUCCACACUAGUGCGCGAGCACUUACUUUCAAACAGUUCUUCGAACGUUUUUAAACAUCUGCAGAGUUCAGAGUUUUGUAGAGCAUCCUGCACACCGGAUUGCUUCGAGAUCCUGGCUCUGCAGCCACUAAGUACUAAGUGAAGCUUAAGGAAUCCAUGUUUAUAAAAUGGGAGAAGCCCGAUCUCAACCAGCAGGUGAAACACAUUAACCUGACUCUCUCCCUGUAAAGAACUAAGCGUCACUCAUUUAAUUUUUUGUUUUGUUUUGUUUUAGUACGCAAUAUUGACAACGCAAUGUAACGAACUUUGUAAGAUCGCGCGCGCUUUAAACCCGGGGGGGCACUUUAGGAAUUUCUGGGUGGGGAUGUGCCGCUGGGAGCCUGGAACCCUUGACCUUUACCAAAGCUAGUUAAGCUGAAUUUUGCUACCCUAUACUAGAGUAAACUCCCCAAACCCCCCUAUCCUAGAGUAGCUGUGUACCUAGUCUAAAUAAAAUCUUCAACCAACUGAUCAGUUUCCUGAAAAAUGAUACCCUAUUCUAGAGCCAAACGCUCUGAUUUAUAUACCCUAUCCUAGAGUAAACUGCUUGAAACCCAUACCCUUCACAGCGGCACAUACCUAUAUAGCCCAUAUAUGGCAGUACCCCCUCCCCCCUCCCGGGGCUUUAAAUUCAACGGCGAUUUCAAAAUGUGUAACACUGAAGAUGACGGAUGUACAGUCGAAACAUGUCUGGAAAAUUAAAGAAAGUUGUUAUGUUUAUACAAGUGAUAUAUUUGUUUACGUAAAGUUACACAGCCCCUGUAAGGCCUGUAAACUAAAGCCCCAUUCACGCUAAAGCUUAAACAUCUUUAAAAGCCGUUUAGUUCAACAUAGUUUAAAAUCGUUUCCUUCAUAAAAGCUGCUCACUAAUUUAAGGUGGCUCGAUGGGGUUUUUCAAGGUCAAUGCCUCACAAGUUUGACCAAAAAAAAAAAUAAGGGUUGUAACAAUUCGCUAAUUUUUUGUCGGAAAUUAUUAAGGGGUAUUGUCUCCAAGUUUCAUAUUUUCGUGGACAAUAAUAUCUAACAUUUCUGCAUAUUUCAAAUGCAUUGCUAGUUACUGCUGUUCGCGUGAACAUGAAACUUGUAGACAAUACCCCUGAAUAAUGAGAGGCUCUCACUUGUAAACACGAAAUUUUUCCGACAAAAACUUUGCAAAUAUUCGCCUUAUUUUACUGCCUUACUAGACAUCCAUUAUCUUGAAACUCAGAGGUCAUAUAAAAACACGGUUAAUCUCGAGAAUCUCAAAUUUUAAAAGAAAUCUAUCGAGCGGUUUGAGUAGACCGAAAUGUUUACAAAACCGCUAACAAGAGCGCCUCGAUACGUACUAAUCAAAUUCUUUUUUUUAGCAAUCGGCUCAAGCUUUCUUAUGAUCCUUCACAGACGUUUUUAAAAAGAGGCUAUGAGGUGAAAUUGCAGUUCAAAAGCGUUUCGCUUAUUUGACGAGAAAAAAAAACCGUGUUUCCUUUCGUUUUUAUUCCCGUGUAGAAAUUUCCCGAUUGCCAGUCCGGGGGAAAUUUUCCUGAAAAAGUGGACCGCCUUUAGAGGUGGUCGUCCUUAACCGGUCGGUCCCCGACCAAAAUUGGCUGUUCCAUUUUCAAAGAUUUUCGUUUGCUGAGAAAUACUCAAAAUUUAAAAAGAAACGUGAAUGUCUUUCUCUCUAAACUAGCGAUUGUGAACCAAAUGGAAUAUAAUCAAUAUAAAUUAAAGGAAUGUGACAGUUUGUUUCAUGUCUUAAACGUGUAAACCAAUCAUUACUUGGUAGAGGUAAACACCUCUAAAACUGUGUAGCCUGUGAGUAAGUUGUCGACUUGCGGCAGUCCGAGUGGGUCAUUGGGUAUUUGCUCUCUAAUUUGAGAGCUUUCUUGGAGGAUUGCAAUUGUAGUAGAAGGUAGUUUCUAGCAAAACAAGUAGAGCUAAACAGGUUUUUUAUCAGGAACCGAUAAUGAGGAGUGAGCAACUCCAUAAUAGGCCAUUUUCACUUAGCGGUUUAUUUUUAGGUACAUUGUAGGGCACUUUUUCCGGUGUAAGUAAAACGUUCCGCUCCUUCAAUGAGAGCAUUCGAAGAAUAGGAUAUCAAAAAGAAGAACUAGGUCUCUAGGUUUCACUGACUGGUUUGUAGGACAAACCGAUAAUAUUCUAAGUUCGCGCCAGAAUCGAUCUGAAGAUAAAACGCGCGCCGUGACUCGAGUACGUAGAAGUUGCUUGCUCCAGGUUAUGGGAUGCUAGUUUUCAUGUGGUAUAUGAACUCAACAGCCAAAAUUGGAACGCCUUUUUUUAAUUCGUUUUUCGCAGAGAACCGUCCAAAGCUUCGUUUUCCAAAAUCUGACAGAGGGAGAAUGGCAUCACUUUAUCGUAAGUAUUGUACGCAAGAAAGCUCUUAAAACUAAACGAUGCCCGUUGAAACACUUACCCUACAGAUUUUUCUUUCAUUAAUGUGGCUAGUUUGUUGGUAGUCGCUAAGCAAGUGUCCUUCAUCAAUGUUUUAAUCGAAACAGUCCACUCUCCAAGAGCGACCACCUCUUGUAAGGGACCAUAAGCGACCACCUAACCAAAAUGUUCACCAAACUUUUCUCACCCAAAGCCCGAUAAUUAGAACUUCUCGUAGUCGACCACCUCUCAUAAGCGAGCGCGACCACUUUUUCUUUGACGCCUUUUUUAGUUUUCCUUUGUUUUUAACCUCUUAAUUGUAAGCGACCAUUUGACGCAUAUUGUGGUCUCUCUGUUCGGUAUACGAAGAAGUUUAACUUUCACUAACAACAUGAAACUACACGUAUGCACAACUUAGAAACUGCAUGAAAUGAAUUCUCUGCCAAAAGUUAGAUGUGCUGGGACUUCCUCUCGGAAGAGACUCCCUGUGUGGCGAUUCUUGUGAGCGAUCACUUCCCGUAAGCGACCAGUAAACCUCCGCAUUUUGGGUGGUCGGUUGCAGCAGGUUCGACCGUAGUCGACCCUCCUAUUUCCAUCCUACCAUGACUAGAAAAAGUUCCCGUAGCAUCAUUCUUCCGGCAGGUAGCUAUCAUGAAUGUCUCCCCCGGGAUAAAAGCAAUGGUCGGAGGGGGGACGGGGGGGCUUAUAAGAAGAGGCACCUUUUACAAGGAAAGAGCGCCUAAUUGUCUCAUCACUUCCAUGUCUUUUUGCAGAUUUACGCCUUCGAUAAAAGUAGUUGCCUACUGUUACCUGUAGAAGGGGAGCGUUUUCAAGGUAAAUUGUAGAAAAUCUUCGAAACUUAGGUCCCGUUUAAAUGGAGAAAACUUGUUCUCCGCGAGAAGAGGGGUCACCCUCCUAACUGAGUCAACUUUAAAGAGCGCUUAUGUGAGAAAAAAAGUUGACCCCGUUGCCUGAGCGAACAGCGCUCGCGCAUGCUCUGAUUGUCUCACCUUCACUGAGUUGACCCAGCGCUGGGUGAGCCAAAGUGUUUAUAUGGAGAAAAGUUGGCCCGACUAGGAAUGCGACUCUACCAUCACAAAAUAUUAACCCGGGUCACUCUACCAGCCGAGCCAAUCUUUUGUUUCUUAUGCAUGUAAACGGUUCGUCGUGUUUUGUAAGGAAAUGUAUGAAAAGGUGGCUCGCUCAGGGUAGCUUUGGUAGGCGGGCGACCCUUCCACUCGGGACAACUUUUCCCCAUAUAAAGGUGUCUUAAGUAAUCAUCAUCCAACCUAAACGCGCAAGGAGACUUGAGAACACGAGGCAUCAGUGGGGAGAAGAAAAGCUACAGAAGAAGCGCCAUUUCGCCAAUUCCACCCAGCAGAUAGUUCACAGUUCCCUAUUUUUCGAAAGAUCGUCAAGAUCGAGGGUUUACCAGCACAAACGGCUAUCUAAAUUUCAUAUGUACCGAGGGGCCGUUGGUCGGGGCUUAUAAUCGUUCCCCGCCCCCUAAUUAGAUUUGGCACUCAUCCAAGAUAGCCGCCUGUGACGUAAAGCGCUCGAUCUCGACGAUCUUACGGAAAAAUAGGGGGCUGUGCACGGGCUAACCCCUUUCCCGCCACCUUUCGCCAAAAUUUACCUAUAUAAAAAAGAAAUCCGAGCAAGAAGCAAUUCAUAAUCAACACAAUUAGAAUUUUCAACCGUUUUGUUUUUAAAAUUGAUCACACUGUGUGAAUAAUAUUAAAGCACAAACAAUGACAAAGAGAGAGUUAAGAAACCUUUAGAGCUGAACUCAAAAUACAACAAAACUAAACUGUUAUUGUCGGCGAUAGAAAGACUAUAACGGAGAAGGCUAUUUCGCCACAGUACUGAGACUAAAUAAUUCUCUUUCACAGACAGCUCAAAACGACUUUUUUCUUUGCCCAAAGAUUUACAAUCAGCCCGGUUUACUUUUUCUUCGGUAAAUUCAAGCUUUUGGUUUCAUGUAUGAUGUUUGUAAAUACUCUUAAAUCGAUCUUUCGUAUUUUUUCCUUCAUUAGCUCUUCCUACAAAAGUGCCUAAUACCGCCAAACCGAGUACAACGCCAUCGCCUAGUACAACGUCACCACCAGGUACCAAGUAGAUUAGGGAGCUUACAAAAUGAUACUGUUCUUAUCAGACCUAUAAAAGCUUUGCCACCGGUCUUAUCAGACUUACCAAAGUCUUAGCACUGGUCUUAUCAGGCCUUUCAAAGUCUUGCCACUGGUCUUAUCUGAUCAGACCUAUCUUUAGCUAUCUUUAACAUCUCUUCUCAUUUUUCAAACAGUUUCAUCAACUGCUGAAGCAAGCAUUUCAUCCACGACCAUAGCAGCCAUUACCGUACCAAUCGUCCUUUUUGUGCUAGUAGGACUAGCGUGGUGAUACCGCAGGCUACAAGGAAAAUCAAAGUCAUGAAAAGGAAAAUCAAGUUAGGCAUAUAGCGGCGGUAAUAUUUCAAUGAAUCCAUGCAUAGUUUGAUUUCGUUGAGACAGUCAAGAGAACUUGUAGCCUGUGUAAAGAUGCACGCUCUCCAAGUUUUCUUUUUGAAGGGAGGAGGCGUCUGUACACAAGCUAGAGAACUUAAUGCAAUCUCCCUCAGUCAUUUUUCCUAGAAACGAAAAUGAAAAUUUUUCUUUCAACUUCCGGUAAUUAAAUCUUUCAAGUCAACUUUCAAGUAGAUUUUUGCUUAAUUAAUGCGAAGAUAAAUUCGAAAGAGAAAACUAGAUUAUGCUUAUUACAUCUGAACUCACUGCACAAACAUUUGAACUCGAAAGAAAACUUUGAAAAAUUGCUGGUGCAGAUAUCUUUAAUUACAUGUAACAUGCUUUUAGGAAUAUCUGCUUCUUUAAAAUUACUGCUAGCAGAAUAAAAAAGUCUAUAAUUCGACAGUUUUUUCGAUUUAUGUAAUUGUUCGUUGUCUCCUUUUUUUCUCUUUUUCAUUUCACUCUUGGAGCACUGAACUCGUUGACUGCACGUUGCGUCCACGUAGAGUUCCAGGUGCGUUCCACAUAGGUGGAAAGGCCAGCGUUGUGACGGUCUUGUUCAUCUAUACUGACUGGCGAUGCUCUGAUAUCGCAUGGUAGCCUAGGAAACUGGAACUCACCACGUCGUGUCUGAUUUCAAUCGACACUUCGUAUUGAACAGGGACUUUCAUCCCUCUCUCAAAUACCGACCCUCUCUCUUGCCUCUUAGUCUUGUUCUAUUUUAGCUUAACCCUUUGUUGUUGUUUUAACGCUUUCUCGUAGUUUUAACUGAUUAUUAAAAAUGUCAUUUUACCACCCACAAUACCAGUUGAAUUAACUUAUUUCAAGAGUUGUUUCAACCACUAAUAUAUGUCAUUGAAAUUUCGGUUUGGAGCGUGUAAUCUGUUAUUGAAAUAGUCGA